GCUCAAUGAUCCAUAAAAGUAGGGUUAAAUUUUGGCAAAUUUUUGGACUUAAACAAGCGUUAAAUGUUAUAUCUUUCAGCAAGCCUAACGAGCAACAACCGCUCUCUUAUUCUCGCUAAUCAACCGCCUGAUGAUCCUUCUUGUAUGGCUUAUGAUUGGAAUGGUCGAAACAUUUAUGUCGGCAAAAAACAUUCACAGACAAUUGAAGUUGUUCGAACACAGGGAGAACAAUUCCACGCCGUCAUUUUGCACAACGAUCAGUCACCGACCGCCGUUUCGAAUCCAGUUGCUAUUGCUGUUGAUUCUGACCGCGGGUUACUAUUUUGGUUGGAUCAAGGCAAGGGAGGUGUUUCCACUAAAUUAGCUGGUGCAGACUUGGAUGGAAACAACCCUUUAGUUCUGGUUAGCACUGACCUUGCUGAAUUGGAUCAUCUUGCGCUGGAUACUGUAAAUCGACGAAUUUAUUUUACUGAGGCUAAAGCUGGAAGGAUUACGAGUGUCUCUUAUAGCGGACAAGACAAACGCUACAUUCUUAAUGAUGCUGCAAAGCAACCACGAGCUAUCGCAUUCUUCCACAAUCACAUCUAUUAUGCUGAUACAGCAUUCGAUAAAAUUAUGGUGGGUGAUGUGGACACUGGAAGUGGUGACGAUCAACCACCUGAGUUUACUGAAUUUAGAGCAAAUGUUGAGCAUUUAACUAAUAUGCAUGUUGUUCACCCAGCAAAUACUCGAGAGGCACAUCCUUGCCAUAACAAUAAUGGAAAUUGUGAGCAACUCUGUAUCCCUAGAGGCCAGCAAAAUAAGUUUACAUGUAUUUGUGGAACUGGUUUUGCUGUGGAUGAGGAGACUAACAAAUGCAAACUCUUCGCAGAAUCCUUCCUCAUAAUUGCUGGGAAAAAUUACAUCAAGUCUAUUCCAACGGAUCCACUUCGUUCUAAAGUCACUGCCUUCGAUCCAUUGGCUGGAACUACUAUAACAAGCCUUGACUUCCACUACGAUUCAAAAUCCAUCUUUUGGGUAGAUGCGGCUGGACUAAAUAAAGGCAUUUCCCGGCUUGUUUUGGGUGAAUCUGAAAGUCGAUUGAUCAUAAAAAAUAAUUUUGGCGGCUUUACAAUUAAAAGUGUUGCAGUUGAUUGGGUUAAUUCCAACCUCUAUUUUGUGAACGCCGACUCGGAUCGAUCGAACAUAGAGGUGGCUCAGCUUAAUGGAGAAAAUCGCAAGAUUUUGUUAACAACUCGAACUGAAACUCCUACUUCUUUAGCUAUAGACCCGAUUGGUUUGUCUCUCCUCUCGAAGUUUUAA
This is a messenger RNA of Meloidogyne enterolobii, 1302 nucleotides long. The record is from the annotation of a GenBank genome assembly. NCBI's taxonomy places the organism in Eukaryota, Metazoa, Nematoda, Chromadorea, Rhabditida, Meloidogynidae.